This is a messenger RNA of Raphanus sativus (radish), 716 nucleotides long. RefSeq names its product protein GLUTAMINE DUMPER 2. The transcript has a single exon. The coding region runs from base 72 to 488 and encodes 138 amino acids. Lineage: Eukaryota; Viridiplantae; Streptophyta; Magnoliopsida; Brassicales; Brassicaceae. Gene Ontology annotation, biological process: regulation of amino acid export. The record is from RefSeq and is a predicted model, not a curated record.
UCCUUUCUCCACACCACUUUAUUACUUUAAACUAAAAAAAAACAUUUCAUUUGUUCACUUUGAGAAAACACAUGCAGACAAUGGAAGGAAGACAAUAUUACCAAAACCCCGAAGGAAACAAUCAUAGCUCUUCAAUGGUGGUGCCACACUCGCCGUGGCACUCUCCGGUUCCUUAUCUUUUCGGUGGUUUGGCCGCCAUGCUGGCCCUCAUCGCCUUCUCUCUUCUCAUCCUCGCUUGUUCUUACUGGCGGCUCACUGGCUCGGCUGAGAGUGAUCUCGAGGCCGGAGAUGAUGAAAAACCCGAAGGUGACACUCACAAGAACAAGACCACAGAGUUGCCAGAGAAGUUUCUCGUCAUCAUGGCAGGAGACGUCAAACCCACGUACCUGGCUACGCCGGCGAAUCGGUCUGAGAAAAGCUGUACUUGCGGUGAUAAUAAGGAAGAGGUUGGUAAUAGUCAGGUGGUGCGGCAGAGCACUGGAACUUGAAAACAGAGUAAUCAUUACUGACUCUGAAUUAUGCGUUUAGAGGAGCGGAUGGGAUAAAACUGGGUUUUAUUUCACUAUUUUUGUCUGGUUAAACUAAAACGAUGUUUAUGCAUCAUUCGUGUGGUUUUUGGUUCUUUUUAAUCUUUGCUUUGUAGUACAUUAGAUGAUUAGUAACUACUAAUUGAAAAAUUGACUCUUAAGUUAAUACUUAUGAGCUGUUCGACUUCA